Bursaphelenchus okinawaensis is the source of this 3339-nucleotide messenger RNA. The record is from the annotation of a GenBank genome assembly. Lineage: Eukaryota; Metazoa; Nematoda; Chromadorea; Rhabditida; Aphelenchoididae.
AUGGGUUUAGUCAAGGUUGUCAAAAAUCGCGCUUACUUCAAGCGCUACCAGACCAAGUUGAGACGCCGACGUGAGGGAAAGACCGACUACUAUGCCCGCAAACGUCUUACUGUUCAGGAAAAGAACAAGUAUAACACUCCAAAGUACCGUCUGAUUGUCCGUUUCACCAACAAGGACAUCAUCGCUCAGGUAAGAGAAGUUAAAUAUCGUUUUUUGAAGUUUAGAUGGCUGUCCUCAGAUUUUGUUAAUUUUCUAUGCUUGCGGUACGUAUUGUCUUAUUAAACCUACCAGAUCAACGGACGAUGAUCUGGAAAUUAAACCUAUAGUUUAAGGGACAAAUCAUACUUCAUUUUUACAUCUUUUUACUCUUAGAAUGUUCUUUUAACUAUUUUAUUGUAGAAGUAAUUUUUUAGGUAGCUUACUCGAAGAUUGGAGGAGACGUUGUUGUCACUUCUGCUUAUGCUCAUGAACUUCCACGUUACGGAGUUAAACUGGGUCUUACCAAUUAUGCCGCCGCUUAUGCUACUGGACUUCUGUUGGCUCGUCGUCACUUGAAAUCGGUUAAGCUUGAUGGUUUGUACAAGGGAACCGAAGAAGUCAACGGUGAAGACUACAAUGUCGAACAAGAAGGUGAUAACCCAAAUCCCUUCCAAGCCGUUCUUGAUGUUGGUCUUGCUCGUACCACUACUGGAGCUAAGGUCUUCGCCGUCAUGAAGGGUGUUGCUGACGGAGGCAUCAAUGUUCCACACAGGUAAGGUUUUUUUAAAUUUCCUGAAUAAGUGUAGCUUUAUGUUUGUCUUUAUUUUUUUUAAACUACUUUUUAUUGGUUUUGUUUUUAGCGAGUCUCGUUUCUUCGGAUACGAUCCGGAAUCCAAAGAAUACAAUGCUGAAGCUCAUCGUGACAGAAUUUUCGGCAAGCACGUCGCUGACUACAUGAAGCACUUGAAGGAUGAAGAUGAGGAGGCUUACAACCGUCAGUUCUCCAAAUUCGUGAAGUUGGGCAUCACUGGUGACUCGCUGGAGGGUGUGUACAAGAAGGCUCACGACGCCAUCCGUGCCAAUCCUGACCCAGAACCAAAGAAGGAGAAGAAGGUUGAAAAGAAGAGAUGGACUGCUAAGAAGCUCACACACGAGCAAAGAAAGGCACGUGUGUCUACAAAGAAGGCUUAUUUGUUGCACUUGAAAAACCUUCAAGAACAACAGUAAAUGUUGUUGAACUUUUUUGUUUAUUCAAAUAAAUGUUUUGUUGUUUUUGAUAAACGAUACAUUAUAAACUGUUUAUUUUGAAUUAUAUUAUAUUAAAACGCUAUAAUUUCAAAUAAAAACGCCGUUUUAAAUCUCGGUCAUAACAUGAGAAUUUUGUAUUAUAUUAUCUGGAUAGGUAUUAGGUUUAAACAUAAUCAUCUUGGUUAAGGUAAUGUGUGUGACCGUUACAACGUAAAUUCCGCAGUAAUUUUUACCUAAUCUGAACAUGACCGUCUCAAUUUUUUAUAAUUUGAAGUAUUAUAUGCAUUGUGAGGUUACGCAUUUUGAUAGUUUGUAGGUCCUGCAACGAAAACUAACGAAGCCAAAGUUACGGUACUUGAAAAGAAAGAGGGUUUUCUUUGCUGUUCUGUUAUAUUUUUCGUUUUUUGGGGAUUUCGUUUAGCGUGUUUUACUAUUUGUGGUUAUUUGAUCUUAUAUUUGAGUAUCUUACAGGGUUCAACAUGUCUCAUCGUAAGUUCUCGGCACCUCGCCACGGUUCUAUGGGUUUUACACCCAAAAAACGUUCAAGCCGUUUCCGUGGUAAGGUAAAGGCUUUCCCAAAGGAUGACCCUUCCAAACCAAUUCACCUUACCGCUUUCUUGGGCUACAAGGCCGGUAUGACCCACAUCGUUCGUGAUGUUGACAAGCCAGGAUCUAAGGUUCACAAGAAGGAAGUUGUCGAGGCUGUUACUGUCAUUGAAACCCCACCUCUUGUUAUUGUCGGAGUGGUUGGAUAUAUCGAAACCCCUCGUGGCAUGAGAGCUCUGAAGACUGUCUUUGCCGAACAUCUCAGCGAAGAUUGCAAACGUCGUUUCUACAAGAAUUGGUAUGUGCUGUCUUUUUUUUUUGCUUUUAGAGGGAACUGCUUACAUUCGAAAUUUAUUAAAUUCAGUAAAAGCUACACGAGGGUGUUUUGUAUCAAAUUUCAUUUGUAGUUUCUUUUGGGAUAGGGUUGAUUAACGUUUAGAUAUAAUAUGAUCUCUGAAGGGCUAUCAAUAACUCCGCUAAGUGUUACGCUUAUGAGUGUUGUCGCACCAGCAAAGAUGGCCCUCCGCUGUCAUUAAUGACAUGAGGGUUUUAAAUUAAACAUCUUUGCAGGUACAAGUCCAAGAAACGCGCUUUUGCGAAAUUCGCCAAGAAAUGGCAAGACCCAGAAGGCCAGAAGAGCAUCGAAGCCGAUCUCGCUAAGAUCAAGAAGUACUGUUCGGUCGUUCGUGUCAUCGCGCACACUCAGGUAUGUUGAUUUAGUAAUAUUAUUUUUUAUAUUUAGAUUUAUCUUACUUAUAGUUUAACGUAUUUUUCGUGUUACAGGUCAAAAUUUUGAAACACCGCAACAAGAAAGCCCAAAUUAUGGAAAUUCAAAUCAAUGGUGGAUCUAUCCCCGAAAAGGUCGACUGGGCCCGCGAGCAUUUUGAAAAGCAAAUUCCAGUUGAACAAGUCUUCAACCCAGAUGAGAUGAUUGACUGCAUUGGUGUCACUAAGGGUCACGGUUACAAGGGAGUUACCAGCAGAUGGCACACCAAGAAGUUGCCCCGUAAGACUCACAAGGGUCUGCGCAAGGUUGCUUGUAUCGGAGCUUGGCAUCCUUCUCGUGUUCAGUACACAGUUGCCCGUGCUGGUCAAAAAGGUUUCCACCAUCGUACGGAACUCAACAAGAAGAUCUACAGAAUUGGAAAGUCUUCUCUUACUGCCGAAGGAAAGAAGAACGGUUCUACUGAAUUUGAUAUCACCGCUAAGGAUAUUAACCCUAUGGUAAGAAAUUUACUUUUUUAUGUUAGUUUUUCGUAAAUAUUGCCAAAAACUAUUAUCUUGUGGACUUUUAUUCAUUGAGUUUGUUUUUAGGGUGGUUUCCCUCACUACGGUAUGGUCAAACAGGACUUCUUGAUGAUCCGUGGUUGCUGUAUUGGAUCCAAGAAACGUCCGAUCACUUUGAGAAAGAGUUUGUAUGUGUCUAAGAAGAGAACCGCUACUGAAAAGAUUUCACUCAAAUGGAUCGAUACCAGUUCCAAAUACGGACAUGGUCGCUUCCAGACUAGUGCGGAAAAGAAGGCUUUCAUGGGAAAACUUAAGAAAGAUUUUAUUGCUGAAGCCUAA